Diceros bicornis minor is the source of this 1218-nucleotide messenger RNA. RefSeq names its product von Willebrand factor A domain-containing protein 5A-like. NCBI's taxonomy places the organism in Eukaryota, Metazoa, Chordata, Mammalia, Perissodactyla, Rhinocerotidae. Bases 1 to 1218 code for a protein of 405 amino acids. The transcript has 9 exons. The record is from RefSeq and is a predicted model, not a curated record.
AUGGUGCGCCUCUGUGACCUCCUAACCCACCAAGAGGAGCCAGCCCCACUGAAGAGCAUCUCUGUGACCUUGUCGAUUUGUGAGUUUGUGGCUGGUGUGUCUGCUACCUUAAACUAUGAGAAUGAGGGGAAAGUUCCCUUGGAGGCCUUCUUUCCGAUGGAUGGAGACUCAGCUGUCUACAGCAUCAAGGCCAUGGUGGAUGGGAAGAAAAUUAUGGCAGAAUUACAGGAAAAGAUGAAGGCCCACACCAACUAUGAGAAUGCCAUCAGCCAGGGCCACCAGGCCUUCCUAUUGGAGGAGGACAUGAGCUCUAGGGAUGUCUUCUAUUGCAAUGUGGGGAACCUUCACCCUGGAUCAAAGGUGGCAGUCACCCUGAAGUAUGUGCAGGAGCUGCCCCUGGAAGCAGAUGGGGCCCUGCGCUACGUACUUCCAGCUAUCCUGAACCCUCGAUACCGUCUCUCUGGAUGGCCUGAGGACAGUUGCCUUAAUAUGAAGACUCCUGUAGUCCCUUUGGAGGACCUGCCCUACACACUCAGCCUCGUUGCCACCAUCAGUUCCCAGCACGGCAUCGAGAGGAUCCAAUCCGACUGUCCCUUGAGUCCUAUUGAGUACCAGGAAGAUGAUAAGACUUCUGCUCAGGUUUCCCUGGCUGAUGGAUGCAGAUUUCACGGAGAUGCGGAGCUCCUGAUUUACUACAGUGAGGUGCACACCCCCAGUGUGGCUGUGGAGAUGGGGACGCCUGAAACAAAGCCAGAUUGUUUGAUGGGAGGUCCAUCUGCGACGGUGAGUUUCUACCCAAAUAUCCCAGAAGCUCAGCCACCAAAUACCUGUGGAGAAUUUGUCUUCCUCAUGGACCGCUCAGGAAGUAUGCAGGGCCCCAUGAGUAAACAGGAUAAAUCUCAGCUGCGCAUAGAGGCAGCCAAGGAGACACUGAUUUUACUGCUGAAGAGUUUGUCUAUAGGUUGUUAUUUCAAUGUCUAUGGAUUUGGAACUCCCUAUGAGGCAUUCUUUCUGAACAGUGUGAAUUACAGUCAGUAUACCAUGGAGGAAGCACUGAGGAGAGUUAAGCUUAUGCGGGCUGACCUAGAGGGCACAGAAAUCCUGACGCCACUCCAGGCCAUUUACAGGGGACCUUUGAUCCCAGGUGAUCCCCUGCUGGUUCAAAGUAAAAAAUCAAAUAUUAAAUAUCUAGAUCAGUGGCUCUCAGCUGUCAUUUGA